AUGUACCUACCGAACUACUUGUACCACAGAACCACCUCAUCCACCACAGCAAUCAUAGCGCAUAUCUUCACACUGACUUCUAUUCUACACAGAUCAUCUAUUCCAAACCACAAUGCCUACACCCCCAGCGAUAACGACCCUCAACCUCAACCACAACCCUCCCAACUACCGAUCACGGUCAACGCAGGUACAUCCUCGCAUAUGUGUAAAGCAGAGCUUGCCCUGUCUAAAUCACAUGUGCCUCUCCCCACGAAUAAAAAGAUCAGACGAAAGAUAACAAAAAGAAAAAUGCUGCAACUCAUACUGCACCCCAUAACCACAAUCCAACAAACAAGAAUACUUUCUUCGCUCAAUGCAACAACAAACAACGACGACUUGCGAUCGAUAUCUAACCGCGGGCUGGCUGUAAAAUGA
Messenger RNA from Morchella importuna, 414 nucleotides. RefSeq lists its product as uncharacterized. Bases 1 to 414 code for a protein of 137 amino acids. The transcript is spliced from 5 exons. The record is from RefSeq and is a predicted model, not a curated record. Lineage: Eukaryota; Fungi; Ascomycota; Pezizomycetes; Pezizales; Morchellaceae.